UGAGAGUGAGAAAGUAAUUUUAAUUUUUCAAUUAAAAAAUGGUUUAAUAAUCAAAAUCAAUUGAAAAUCGAAUAAAUAAUAAAUCGACAAGCCAGAGAAUAAAACAAGAACUCUUAACUCAGUGGAUGAAAUAAUUGUCCACUCGAUAAAUAAACAAUAAAUAAAAAUCUAAAUUCGACGAAUUAAUUUGAAAAAUCGACGUUCGGAGUGUUUUUUUUUUCGCUGGAGUUAAUUACCAAGUGAUAUCGGUGAUAUGAUCAUUAAUCAGAGAUUAUUGAUACCCCCACUCCAGGAAUUGUCUAAAUUGUUAUCAAUUCGUGACGUACGCAAAUAGAAUUUGAUAAUUCAUCGGAUUCCCCGAGAGAUUAAGUGUGAAAAUGAGAUAGUGGUGGUGACAAAGUGAAAUGUGCGCUCCUGAGAGACAAUUGUUCAGUGGUACCUAGUCCAUCGGUCAUUGCGGUAUUAUCUUUUUUUUUUUAAAUAAAUUCCACGUGGCGAGAGGAAAAAUGGCACAUGCUGUUGAGAAUCCGGAGGAAAAGCAGAGAAAGAAAAAUACUGAUGAUUUAUUCGAACCAGCACCACCCCCCGAUGGGGGGUGGGGGUGGGCGGUGGUUUUCGCAUCCUUCAUGAUUCAUAUCGUCACCGAUGGUGUGACCUACUCAUUCGGUGUAUUUCACGUUGAGCUACGCAAUUAUUUCGGAGCUGGAGACGGCGCCACAGCAUGGAUUGCUUCAAUUCUCGUUGGAAUUACUCUUUGCUCUGGACCAAUUGCCAGUAUUUUUGUUAAUAAAUACGGAUGCCGCAUGGUGACGAUCGUAGGAGCGAUUCUCUCCAGCAUCUGUCUUCUGAUGAGCCACUGGGCCCAGAGUAUAAUUAUUCUAUACUUCACCAUCGGUCUGGGAACAGGUCUUGGAUUCGGUCUUAUUUAUCUUCCGGCGAUCGUCUCGGUGACCUGUUACUUCGAGAAACUCAGGUCAUUCGCCACGGGAAUAGCUGUUUGUGGAUCUGGACUGGGUACUCUUGUUUUUGCACCUUUUAUUGAGUAUCUCAUCGUGGAAUAUGGGUGGAGAGGAGCGAUGCUCAUUACAUCAGCACUUGUCCUCAAUUGCAUUAUCUUUGGGAUCAUGUUCAGACCACUGGAGCCAAUUAGAAAGGCUAUGGACAUUCCCCUGCUGGAGUUGAGCAAACCUGAAGCUCCCACGAGCUUCAAGGUUCCUCAGACUAAUGGACUCUCAUCCAACGGUUUUGACAGACCCCACAGUGUGACGAAUGUCAAUCACACGAAAUAUCAAUUAAUUCCUGAGAGUGAGGAUAAGGAAAAUCUCAUGAGAAUUGCACUGAGUCAACCAGUCCUCAUCUCCAAAACUGGACAUUCCCAUCGGUCCAGGGACUUUGGCAGUGGUCUCAUGCACAGGAAGGACAUCCUGUACCAGAAGAGCCUUGAAAAUAUCCGGAAACGAUCAGCAUCUCUGGGUUCUCGAGACCUGCACAUUACCCUCAGGGGAUCCCUCUCGAGUCUUCCCAAUGGUAUAGAAGAGAAACAGGGGCAGAAUAAUAAUUCUAAACAGACAAAACCACUGAGUGCUUUUCAACAAAUGUUACAACUCUCUUUACUGAAGGAUCCCGUGUUCCUGCUGUUUGUUUUCUCAAACUUCUGUACGAGCAUCGGAUUUAACGUGCCUUAUGUAUAUAUUAUAGGUUUAGCUGAAGGAGUUCAAAUAACGAGGGAAUCAGCAUCAUAUCUAUUAUCAGUGAUAGGUAUCGCAAACACUGUUGGACGAAUCGUUCUCGGUUUUGUCGCGGACAAACCCUCGAUUAAUCGUUUAGCCAUCUACAAUAUUUGCUUGACAAUUUGUGGAAUUUCGACAGUAUUAGGAGCAUUUUCUCCCUCGUACACUUGGUUUGUUAUUUAUGCAUCUGUGUACGGAUUUACUGCCGGUGCUUAUGUGGGACUGACGUCUGUCAUCCUAGUCGAUCUCCUGGGGCUCGAUUUACUGACCAACGCCUUUGGGCUGUUGUUGCUCUUUCAAGGAUUGGCGUCAUUACUUGGCCCUCCAAUUGCUGGAUGGCUGAGAGAUGGUCUAGGGUCUUAUAAACCUGGUUUUGUGGGAGCUGGACUGAUGAUUGCGAUCAGCGGUCUCAUAUUGUUCUUAAUACCAGUUUUACAGAGAAAAGUCAGGAGGAAAGAGGAGAGAAUAACGGCUCUAGUUGUACAAUCUUAGGAGAACGAAUAAAUAUUGUUUUAUUACUGCUCAA
Messenger RNA from Fopius arisanus, 2256 nucleotides. RefSeq names its product Monocarboxylate transporter 1 (gene Mct1). The transcript is spliced from 9 exons. The record is from RefSeq and is a predicted model, not a curated record. NCBI's taxonomy places the organism in Eukaryota, Metazoa, Arthropoda, Insecta, Hymenoptera, Braconidae. Gene Ontology annotation, biological process: monocarboxylic acid transport; transmembrane transport. Bases 507 to 2222 code for a protein of 571 amino acids. Gene Ontology annotation, molecular function: monocarboxylic acid transmembrane transporter activity. Gene Ontology annotation, cellular component: membrane.